AUGCGGCAGAGAUCAUGGUUGGAGCUCACCGAGAAUUAUGAUUGUACUAUCAACUACCAUCUAAGGAAAGCCAACGUGGUGACUGACGCACUGAACAAGAAUAUAGCAAGAGCAGCGGAGAAAAUUAAAGUUGCACAGAAUAAUGACACAGAGUUGAUAAAGAAAGUGUGGGAUGACCAGGAAAAGGAGUUCAAUAUUUCAGAGGAUGGAGCCCUGAGGUUCCGUGCCAAACUAUGUGUUCCUGUAGAUAAUGAGAUCAGGAGGACUGUAUUGGAGAAGGCUCACAAAUCCAUGUACACAGUUCAUCCUAGUAGCACUAAAAUGUGUCAGGAUCUUCGAGAGACUUUUUGGUGGAACGGAAUGAAGAGGGUGAUAGCUGAAUUUGUGCAGUAG
Molecule: messenger RNA, 393 nt
Organism: Malania oleifera
Lineage: Eukaryota; Viridiplantae; Streptophyta; Magnoliopsida; Santalales; Ximeniaceae
Exons: 2
Coding region: 1-393 (130 amino acids)
Source: RefSeq, a predicted model, not a curated record